AUGCUCCCCACCGCUCUUCGACGACGCCUAGAUCGCUUAAAUAAUCUCCAGUCGACUUUCCUCGCUCCGCUGGAGCAAGUCGACUCAAACCAAUACUCCAGCCAGGGACUCACUUGCACUCCUGAACUGGACUUCGGUCAUGAUAUAUCUAGAGGCACUUCGUCGCGACCGACGUCUGCAGGCAGUAAAGGAUCAACGGUAUCUGUCUCAGUCAAUGCUUCCGGCACUUCAACACCCGAGUUGGAUACCUUGACAACCUACGAGAGUGACUCCGGUCUUCGAUGGAAUAGAGUGGUACCUGCAUUCUCAUUGCUCCGAAAUGCUGGUUUCGAGGCUCAGCAGCCAAACUCGGACGCUCGCCUCGUCCGGAGUUUGUUUAUCGACGGCGUAGGCUACCUUCUUGAAGCACUACCUUCAGAUUUGACUGACGACGAGGCGCGUUCGAUCCGCGAUCGACUUCCGGAUCCUUUAAGAGCGCAAGUUGAGAAAAUUCCUGCCUCGCCCUCACAGAAUAAUCCCGUCCCGCCGUCCUAUUUACACCGUGUAAUCGCAACUUUGAUUGUGUAUGGAUUUAUAUUUGCACAACUCAUUCUCCCGUAUGUAAAAGUGCUACUGAAUUCCAUAUAUACAUACGAGCGGAAAUAUCGUGUCACCGAGAGAAUUCUCGCUGCUGCAUUGGAAAGUGCGGAUGGGGUAGGAAAAGGCGCUGGUAAUAUCGGCUCGAUGCUGAUGACAUUGAGUGAGGGGAGACUAUUCACGGGAUUGUGUACCUUAACGGCGUGGACUAUUGAAUCUGUUGCUGGCGGUGUAUACGAUGGAGUCAACGAGGGACUUGUUGUCUUAGGCGCGACUCAUCGGGGGUCCGAAAUAGUGCAGCAGAAGCCUUCGUAG
This is a messenger RNA of Talaromyces stipitatus ATCC 10500, 891 nucleotides long. RefSeq lists its product as uncharacterized. The transcript is spliced from 2 exons. Bases 1 to 891 code for a protein of 296 amino acids. NCBI's taxonomy places the organism in Eukaryota, Fungi, Ascomycota, Eurotiomycetes, Eurotiales, Trichocomaceae. The record is from RefSeq and is a predicted model, not a curated record.